Messenger RNA from Morone saxatilis (striped sea-bass), 2520 nucleotides. RefSeq names its product translin-associated factor X interacting protein 1 (gene tsnaxip1). Gene Ontology annotation, cellular component: cytoplasm. NCBI's taxonomy places the organism in Eukaryota, Metazoa, Chordata, Actinopteri, Moronidae. The record is from RefSeq and is a predicted model, not a curated record.
UUUUUUCAGCAGGUACUUUUGUAGACAGUUUUUACGAUAUUAUGUAAUUUCACAAUGUAUCCAUACGUGGCACACGAGGAAACAUGGAACGUACAUGUAUUCGCCAUCUAGAUGAAAAUUAAUAAUUAAUUCCACAACAAAAACAAAGUUUAAUAUGUUAAAAAUAAGCCUACCCCUGAAGGCACAGCUGCUAUCUUAGCGUGGUGUUUUUUUUUUUUUAUCUUCCAUGCCUUCUUCUUUAUAUUACAUUGUAGUUAUUGGAAGUUGCAGUUAUGUGUUAUUUAUAAAGUAGGUUACCCGUUUAUUUAUUCAUUUAUCAUGUAUUUGUUAUUGACAUUAGUUAGGGUUUGCGGCUUAAACACGCACGUUUAAAGAGCUACAGCUUCUCGUGCUUUACAAAGUAUCUAUAUUUUUUCUUUUUAAGAGGAAAGUUUUCAUCUUACACAAGUUGAAAACUAGUUAGGCGCGCCGCGGUCUACUAAUGCGGGUCCUGCUGCGUACUCCGUCCCCGUUACCACGGAAACCCUGUUACAAUGCUGUGGUCUGUGAUGCUAAAGCCAACCUUGAGCUAAACGGAGCACACUUGCUAUUAUUCAGUCCAACGUUACAUAUAAGCGCUACAGAUGUCUCCACACAAAGACGUCAAAUUUCCACCUUUAACACCGUCACAAAAACAAAGACUUACAUAUGACCGUAGUGUACAAAAUGACACUAUCCAGACAUCAGAGGAAGGGCAAGAAGAAGAAAUAGCUGUUUCUAUCCAACCUGGCGCUAGAAAGCUGUGCUGGAAAGGUAGCAGUUACAUUUAUGCAGGCCCGGGGAGGAAGCCCCAACUCCUGAUGCACCUGGAGAGCUAUGUGAACAAGGAGCUGCACAAUAUCAGCUCCGAUGAGCCAAAUAUUCAGGAACUGAAGCUACAGGUCUACCGUGAUGUCUUUGGUUGUUUCAUCAAAGAGUUCAAAACCUACAAACCCCUUCUUUCUGCCAUCAAAAAGGAAUAUGAAGUCACUUUAGCACAUCAGCAGGAUCAAAUCCAAGAACUGGAACAACUGCGGUCCCAUCUGAGGCUGGUGACAGAGGAAUGUGACAGGAAGAUUCAAGCUCGCUGGGCAGAGGAGCAGGCUGAGAUUGGAGCCUUGAAAAGGGAGAAGCAGCAACUGCAGAUGGACAUUGAGGCCAUGAGGCAGAGAGAAAAGGCCAUGCAGGCAGUGGUGGACCACCUGCAGUCGGAACUCUCUGACCAGUAUCUGCAGUACCGGGAGGAGCGUGAUGCCCGCAAGUUGCUGAUCUGGCAGCUCAAUGACCUAACAAGAGGCUCUGCUAAGGAAAAGCACCCUGAAGAUGAAAAUACAGAUGGAUGAGAGUGUGGCCCAAGGGCAAAGCCAGGUUCAGUCCAGCCAACCAAAAGAGCUGAUUGACUCUGAUCCCCCUGAGAGCAGCACACUUACUGUCCAGGAGUUUAGGGCAGCCCUGAGGACAGCGUUCCCUCUGAAGUCAGACCAGGAAAUAGAUGAACUUGUGGCCUCGGCCCAAAGCGAACCAGACAGCAGCAAUGACGCCAUCUCUUCUCAGAGACUCCACAGCCUGCUUGCAGAAUCCGGUGUGGCACCCUUACCUCCAGCUCCUGACCAAUCAGAAGAAAAUGCUGCAUCAAAUCCCUUUCCGGCCAACGACUGAUAUGAUGUUGUAAUAUUAAUUAUAUAUAUUGAGAAGGCCAACUUGCCGACCUAGGUACAUCUGAAAAAAAAAAAAAGAUGUAUAAACCUUAAUUCUGGAGUCACAGAUUGAUCAUGCAUUUUAAACAGUUCCUGACAUUUAACCAACUGCAAAUGUAUGUAUUUGUAUUAUCAUUGUCUGCAAUUCACCUCCAUUGUGAUGGGAGUUACAGUAGUAAGAUGUCUUAGCCACACAGAGCUCAAAAUCUGGAUGGGGAAUCAAUUUUCUAUUGACAGUCAAUUAUUUGUGAUUUGAGUGAACUGACUCUAUAAUGUUAUAUAAGUACCAUGUGUGCCUUGUAGAAUGGUUUAUAUUAUCCUGGCAAAUGCAACUUAUCAAAAUAUAAAUAAAUCACUAUAGAUUUAUAGUGUUCAUUCAGAUAGCUUUUUAUUAGUAUGUGUCUUGCACUCUUAAGCUAUUCAUUACAACUUCAAAAUUCAAUACAUUUGUCAUUUUUCACGAAAUUAGGUGUUGGGACUGUAUCUGCAAGUAGAAAGUAAAGGGAACCAGCCAGCCUCAAAGCCCUUGAAAUACAUGGUCUGGAGAAAGAGAUUAAUGAAUGUGCUGUUGACGAUAAAGUAACCACCCCAGAUAAGCCCCUUUUAGACGUGGACAGUAAUCUGUAAAAGCCAAUUUUACUGUAUGUGUUGACGUCUUGUUUGAAAAUGUCCACAAGUCAAUUUGCCAGAACCCACAGGGGCGGAUCUAGAGGGGUGGUAUGGGGUGGCAGUGGCCACCCCUAACAAAUGCAUGGCCACCCCAGUUUGGUGUCAAAUGCUGUCAAGUUUACCACAAUCAUUUAUA